Molecule: messenger RNA, 1173 nt
Organism: Suncus etruscus (white-toothed pygmy shrew)
Lineage: Eukaryota; Metazoa; Chordata; Mammalia; Eulipotyphla; Soricidae
Gene: YIPF5
Product: Yip1 domain family member 5
Exons: 6
Coding region: 146-907 (253 amino acids)
Biological process (GO): regulation of ER to Golgi vesicle-mediated transport; vesicle fusion with Golgi apparatus; endoplasmic reticulum to Golgi vesicle-mediated transport
Cellular component (GO): trans-Golgi network; membrane
Source: RefSeq, a predicted model, not a curated record
GAACGACCCGGAUGCAGUUCUUUGCCCCUGUGACACGUAGCAACAGGGGCAGUUCAGAUUCUGAGACGGUUCGGGGGUUCUUUUGAGGGGCUGCUGGAGUUAUUGCUGCAUCCGUCGCCAUCGCCUCCUCACUUGACCAGCUGCUAUGUCAGGCUUCGACAACUUACACACGGAUUUCUACCAGACCAGUUACAGCAUCGACGACCAGUCACAGCAAUCCUAUGAUUAUGGAGGAGCCUAUAACAAACAGUAUGCUGGCUAUGACUAUUCACAGCAAGGCCAGUUUGUUCCUACUGACAUGAUGCCCCCCCAGCAGCCUUACCAUGGGCAGAUUUACCGGCCCACUUCGCACACUUCAAGUACUUCUCAGACAAUUUAUGGAAAUAGCUUUGAGGAUGAGCCACCUUUAUUAGAAGAGUUAGGUAUCAAUUUUGAUCACAUCUGGCAAAAAACACUAACAGUAUUACAUCCAUUAAAAGUAGCAGAUGGCAGCAUUAUGAAUGAGACUGAUUUGGCGGGACCAAUGGUGUUUUGUCUUGCUUUUGGCGCCACAUUACUACUGGCUGGCAAAAUCCAGUUUGGCUAUGUAUAUGGGAUCAGUGCAAUUGGAUGUCUAGGAAUGUUUUGUUUAUUAAACUUGAUGAGCAUGACAGGUGUUUCAUUCGGUUGUGUGGCAAGUGUACUUGGCUAUUGUCUUCUUCCCAUGAUCCUGCUCUCCAGUUUUGCCGUGAUCUUUUCUUUGCAAGGCAUGGUAGGAAUCAUUCUCACUGCUGGGAUUAUCGGAUGGUGUAGUUUUUCUGCUUCUAAAAUUUUUAUUUCGGCAUUAGCCAUGGAAGGACAACAACUUCUAGUAGCAUAUCCUUGUGCUUUGUUAUAUGGAGUCUUUGCUCUAAUUUCCGUCUUUUGAACUGAAUUUAUCUGGAAUGUGGACAUUAUUGGGCCAAAUAAACGUAAAGAACUUUGAAGUCUGAAAUUGGACCAGCAAACUGCUGUAGGCACAACUUUCCUGCAGUUCCAGCCUUUGACUAUUAGAGCAAUGGAAGUUAACAUGUAUCACUUCUGUUCAUUUUUACAGAACUUUUGAAUACUAUAUUGGAUUUAUCUGCAGUGUGACUAGCUUUAAAUGUUGCGCAUAUACAAAUAAAGAGUGCUAUCUCUUUCCUGUUCCUGCAA